CGUCACCACCGCCUCGUCGACUGCCAGUCAAGGCCGGUUCUGGGAGGCUGCCUCUGCUUCUUCCCUCAGUCGCCUCCGCUUUCCUGUCCAGGGAGAGGGGCUUCCCCGCCCGGGCCUCGAGGGAAGGAAGCAGGCAGGCCGCAGCCGAUGCUCCUGGUUUUCCGUUUGAGUCUCCGCCCCACAUUUAUGGCGAUUCUGAGAGUCCGGGCCGACUUCUGCCGGGCCCAGCACCGCUCCCUGGCUGGGAAGUAAGCCGGGGACCAGGGUCUUUCGUGCCAUAAGUGAACUUUGCCUUGAAGAAGUCUUCCGGACACCGAGACACACGCCUCAAAUAUAUGGGGUUAUCUCCCGCACAUUGGAAACCUCUUCCUCUUAGUGACGCUAGAGAAGCCAAGCCUGGCUGAACCCAAGGGGAGAGAGAAGACCUGCCCUUACAUUUUCUUUGUGCCUCACCAGUGCCUAAAUGUAGAAAAGGCCGCCUCCUGCGUUUGUUUGCAUGUAGUAGGAACCUGAAGGGGAGCAUUACCUGCUGUUGCCGAGGCUGAAGUCGAACCCCAGCAGAUGCCCAAGGAAAACCGGCUUUUCUGGAAGUGAAGAAUCACCCUGAAGGACAAACCCAACGAGGAAAAGCUCUGAUCGAUCCCUGGACACUUCAGUGGUCUCUUUUUUAAUGUUUUCUGCUGUGAAACGUUGCAAGAUUUGAUUUCCCCUCCCUCCUGACACAUUCCCUCUCCCUUCGCCACUAUGAACCGUCCCGCUCCGGUGGAGAUCACCUACGAGAGUAUGCGCUUCCUGAUCACCCACAACCCAACCAACGCCACCCUCACCAAGUUCACGGAGGAGCUGAAGAAGUACGGAGUAACCACCUUGGUGCGAGUCUGUGAUGCCACCUAUGACAAAGCGCCUGUUGAAAAAGAAGGAAUCCAAGUUCUUGACUGGCCAUUUGACGAUGGAGCCCCGCCACCAAGUGAAAUCGUGGACGACUGGCUCAAUCUGUUGAAAACCAAAUUCCGUGAAGAACCCGGCUGCUGCGUUGCUGUACACUGUGUGGCCGGCCUGGGAAGAGCCCCAGUUCUGGUUGCCCUCGCACUCAUUGAAUGUGGAAUGAAGUAUGAGGAUGCUGUGCAGUUUAUAAGACAGAAAAGGAGGGGAGCGUUCAACUCCAAACAGCUGCUUUACCUGGAGAAAUACCGGCCGAAGAUGCGGUUACGCUUCCGGGACGCCAACGGCCACUGCAUUGUGCAGUAAAGCAGGAGCCCCCUCUUUGUGGAGGUCUUUCUGGACUUGUGGAACCUGGAAACAUAAUUCUGGAAGGAGAUGACCUCCUUUCCCAUAGUGGAGUUGCUGCUCCUCAGCCUUGGUCCUAAAUGAUGAUGAUUGUGAUAAAUAAUAAUAAUAAUAAUAAUAAUAAUAAUAAUAAUAAUAAUAAAAUUACAACAUUUCAGUGAAGGAUUGUCUUCUCAUGUUGCAGUUCUGAUCACCUGCCAAGAGACAAAAGUUCCAUGAACCUUCUGUAUUUUUAACUUUUUUGGAGAGAAAUUAAUAAAGUCAAUUUUAUGUUUCAAGGAAAA
This is a messenger RNA of Anolis sagrei ordinatus, 1571 nucleotides long. It is a transcript of the gene PTP4A2, whose product is annotated as protein tyrosine phosphatase 4A2. Gene Ontology annotation, biological process: protein dephosphorylation. Gene Ontology annotation, molecular function: protein tyrosine phosphatase activity. The record is from RefSeq and is a predicted model, not a curated record. Gene Ontology annotation, cellular component: cytoplasm; nucleus. NCBI's taxonomy places the organism in Eukaryota, Metazoa, Chordata, Lepidosauria, Squamata, Anolidae.